Messenger RNA from Lodderomyces pseudojiufengensis, 1275 nucleotides. RefSeq names its product proteinase A (gene APR1). The record is from RefSeq and is a predicted model, not a curated record. Lineage: Eukaryota; Fungi; Ascomycota; Pichiomycetes; Serinales; Debaryomycetaceae. The transcript has a single exon. The coding region runs from base 1 to 1275 and encodes 424 amino acids. Gene Ontology annotation, molecular function: aspartic-type endopeptidase activity. Gene Ontology annotation, cellular component: fungal-type vacuole.
AUGCAAUUAUCCAUAUCAACAUUAACUUCAAUUGCUACUACUUUAUUAGCUUUUUCUUCAAAUUUAGUUGAUUGUAAAACUCAUUCAAUUAAAUUAAAUAAAUUAUCAAAUGAAGAAGUUUUAGAUGCUAAUAAUUUUGUUGAUUAUACUAAUGCUUUAGCAAAUAAAUAUUUAAAUUUAUUUAAUAAAGCAAAUGGUAAUCCUCAAUCUUAUGGAAUUCAACAAGUUAUGUCUAAUCAACAUCAACAAGCUCAAAUUCCUUUUGUUACUCCUAAAAAUAAAGGUAAAUAUGAUGCUCCAUUAACUAAUUAUUUAAAUGCUCAAUAUUUUACUGAAAUUCAAAUUGGUACACCUGGUCAAUCAUUUAAAGUUAUAUUAGAUACUGGUUCAUCAAAUUUAUGGGUUCCUUCACAAGAUUGUAGUUCAUUAGCUUGUUUUUUACAUUCUAAAUAUGAUCAUGAUGCUUCUUCAACUUAUAAAGCAAAUGGUUCUGAAUUUUCAAUUCAAUAUGGUUCUGGAUCAAUGGAAGGUUAUAUAUCACAAGAUAUUGUUUCUAUUGGUGAUUUAGUUAUUCCUCAUCAAGAUUUUGCAGAAGCUACUUCUGAACCAGGAUUAGCUUUUGCAUUUGGUAAAUUUGAUGGUAUAUUAGGUUUAGCUUAUGAUACUAUAUCAGUAAAUAAAAUUGUACCACCAAUUUAUAAUGCAAUAAAUCAAGGUUUAUUAGAUUCUCCACAAUUUGGGUUUUAUUUAGGUGAUACUAAUAAAGAUGAAAAUGAUGGAGGAGUUGCUACUUUUGGUGGUUAUGAUGAAUCAUUAUUUCAAGGUAAAAUUACUUGGUUACCCGUUAGAAGAAAAGCUUAUUGGGAAGUUUCAUUUGAAGGUUUAGGAUUAGGUGAUGAAUAUGCAGAAUUAGUUAAAACUGGUGCAGCAAUAGAUACUGGUACAUCAUUAAUUACUUUACCAUCUACAUUAGCAGAAAUUAUAAAUACUAAGAUUGGAGCAACAAAAUCUUGGUCAGGACAAUAUCAAGUUGAUUGUGAUAAAAGAGAUUCAUUACCAGAUUUAACUUUAACUUUUUCAGGUUAUAAUUUUACUUUAUCAGCUUAUGAUUAUAUUUUAGAAGUUGGAGGAUCAUGUAUUUCAGUUUUUACACCAAUGGAUUUCCCAAAACCAAUUGGUGAUUUAGCAAUCAUUGGUGAUGCCUUUUUAAGAAGAUAUUAUUCUAUUUAUGAUUUGAAGAAAAAUGCUGUCGGUUUAGCACCAUCAAAAGUUUAA